Molecule: messenger RNA, 294 nt
Organism: Paraglomus brasilianum
Lineage: Eukaryota; Fungi; Glomeromycota; Glomeromycetes; Paraglomerales; Paraglomeraceae
Source: the annotation of a GenBank genome assembly
AUGUCGGUUAGUAGUACCCCAAUGGCGGACAACAAUAAACCAGUGAUCAAGAACGUUGAUAUGACUGAAGAAAUGCAACAGGAAGCUGUAGAAGUCGCUCGCAUAGCCUUGGAAAAGUAUCCUAUCGAAAAAGACAUUGCUGCUUAUAUCAAACGUGAGUUCGAUAAGAAACACGGAAGCACCUGGCAUUGUAUUGUCGGAAGGAAUUUCGGGAGUUAUGUUACGCAUGAAACCAAACACUUCAUCUAUUUCUAUCUUGGUCAGAUGGCCGUAUUAUUAUUCAAAUCCGGAUAA